Messenger RNA from Leopardus geoffroyi (Geoffroy's cat), 2915 nucleotides. RefSeq names its product olfactory receptor-like protein OLF3. Bases 1666 to 2619 code for a protein of 317 amino acids. Gene Ontology annotation, cellular component: membrane. The transcript has a single exon. Lineage: Eukaryota; Metazoa; Chordata; Mammalia; Carnivora; Felidae. The record is from RefSeq and is a predicted model, not a curated record. Gene Ontology annotation, biological process: G protein-coupled receptor signaling pathway. Gene Ontology annotation, molecular function: olfactory receptor activity; G protein-coupled receptor activity.
AACCCUGGUUGGUAGAAAGGGGAAUUAGAGCCCAAAUGUGAUCAAUGUGAAAUGAAAGGUCGACCAAGUGUCCUCAUUGACUGCUGGGCCCCUGCCUAUCCAGUCACUAUUGGACUGACCGUAGAUCUUCCAAACAUUUGAGUUCACCAAUGAUCCUUUCAGUUGGCCAAAAUUUCCCACAUUUUACAAAUUAAGAAAUAUAAAGCUAAGAGAGGUCAGUAGCUUGCUCUAGCCUCCAGGAAGCAGAAGAGAACAGAUUUAAGGCAAAAACUUCCGGGCUCUACAGGUCCCACUUUCUCUAGGAUCCAACACUGUCAAUCAUUUGUCACAAGACAAGGGCUGUAGUAGAGAGCUGUGCGGGGUGGGCAAGAGGAGCAGAGUGAGUCAUGGGCUGGCUUGAUGUCCAGGCAGCUCGCACAUGCAACAGGGGUACAGUGAUGGAAAUGACAAUCUGUUCUGUGCCUGUUUCUUCCCCUUGAGCAUUCGGAGCACAAGGAAGUAUAAUACUGCCCUUGAAUUCCCAGCAUCUGGCCAAGAUGGCACUUAGAGAUAUUUGCCAAAUUAAUCAAAAACAAAUGUCUACUUCCUAUGCAGAUCUGCUAUAGAGUCAACUAAAGUUAACAGAUUUGUUUUCUCUCCCUCUUUUUAUACUAGAAAGCUAAAGCAACCAUUUCCAUACUGUCCUUUUUACUGAGACCAUACACAAGGGCCAGAGUUGUAGAAAAAUAGGAAGAGUAAGUCAGAACGAGUGGGAAACGAAGGGUAGCAAAAUAAAAGGAAAGAAUAAGAUACAAUGACCACUCUUCUCCUUCCAAAGACCAAAGACACCAAAUUCUCAAAAGACCCAUAUUUCCCCACCUGGUAGAUUUCAGUCUACUAAAGGUGUUGCUUCCUGUUUUGUCUGAAAUCGUGGAUAGGCCAGAAGAGGCGAGCACAGCACUUGUUAGUCUGUUUCUCCAGCCUGGAGCUCCUGCUACAACUUAUACUGAUAAACAGAGAAUUGCACUACUCCCAAGGAGAGGUUAUGAAGUACUUUCCCCAUAGUUAUCCACACUUGCGCUUAAACAUACUUGUAAGUUACACAACAUUGCCCAUUUGUAUGUAAGAGUUUAAAUGCUUAACUCAAUCUUAUAUCUGGUAAAUCAUGAAAACAGGUUUCAUAUUCAAGUUCUUUAAUUCCAGAUUUUUCCAUGAUGCCAGCCUUAUUUGCAGUCUGUAUCUGCCUCUUCCAAAUCUUUUUUCUUUGGCAAUUUAUUUAUACAUUUCGUCAUGUUUUGUGCACCAGACACAUGUAGGGUUGUGCUUGAAUGUUGACCCAUGCUUACCAUCAUUGCUUAUUUUACUUCCCAUGGUCAUCUACAGUUCUCCCCUGCCCUGGAAACUUGGGUAAACUGGAGAGAUAUAGAACUUCCAGAAUUGCACUGCUUUCUCUCCAGACUUUACUUGACUCCCUGAGACCACAUCACAUCCUUAUGUUUCCUCUCUUAUGGAGAGUAGAUACAGGGGAUCAAGUGUAUCAACUUGGCCCAUGUGAUUGAACAUAUCUAGCUAUGGCAUAUCAUUAGGAUUGCAUUCUUUUAAGAAUAAGUUAUUCUUAUGGUUCUUUCAUUCAACAGUUUCUGUUCUCUCUGACUCUCUGCAGACUAAUAAUCUUCACAUUUUUUAAUGGAAACAAAUAACCAGACAUGGGUGAGAGAGUUUAUUCUCCUCGGCCUGUCCAGUGACUGGGACACACGGGUCUCCCUCUUUGUCCUCUUCUUGAUCAUGUACUUGGUGACGGUUCUGGGGAACUUCCUCAUUGUCCUUCUGAUCAGACUGGACAGCCGACUCCACACUCCCAUGUACUUCUUUCUCACCAACCUCUCCCUUGUUGAUGUCUCUUAUGCCACAAGUAUUGUUCCUCAGAUGCUGGCACAUUUUCUUGCAGAACAUAAAGCAAUCCCAUUUGUGAGCUGUGCAGCCCAGUUAUUUUUCUCCUUGGGCUUGGGUGGGAUUGAGUUUGUUCUACUGGCAGUGAUGGCCUACGACCGCUAUGUGGCUGUGUGCGACCCCCUGCGAUACUCGGUCAUCAUGCAUGGAGGGCUCUGUACUAGGUUGGCCAUCACAUCCUGGGUCAGUGGUUCUCUCAACUCUCUCAUGCAGACCAUCAUCACCUUUCAGCUGCCCAUGUGUGCAAACAAGUAUAUUGAUCACAUAUCCUGUGAACUCCUAGCUGUGGUCAGACUGGCCUGUGUGGACACCUCCUCCAAUGAGAUCGCGAUCAUGGUUUCUAGCAUUGUCUUGCUGAUGACACCCUUCUGCCUGGUCCUCUUGUCCUACAUCCAGAUCAUCUCCACCAUCCUGAAGAUCCAGUCCACAGAGGGAAGAAAGAAAGCCUUCCACACCUGUGCGUCUCACCUCACAGUGGUCGUACUGUGCUAUGGCAUGACCAUUUUCACCUACAUCCAGCCCCGCUCCAGUCCUUCUAUCCUUCAGGAGAAGUUGAUUUCUGUCUUCUAUGCCAUUUUGAUGCCCGUGCUGAAUCCCAUGAUUUAUAGCAUAAGGAAUAAGGAGGUGAAGGGUGCCUGGCAGAAACUACUAGGGCAGUUAUCUGGAUUAACAUCAAAACUGGCAACUUGAUGAAUCCUGAGCAUUAGCUAGAGAAAAGAGCUUUGCCUGUGAAUUCUUUCACUUAACUAGAUAUGGCAGGCAUCACCUGCAUUGCCCUGGAAACCAGGAAGGGGAUGCUGACACAUGUACUGGUGAUGCUGGGUAGGAGGCUGGAGGGUGGGUUGGGGUGUGGGCUGUGGGUGUAUGUUUAUGUCACAACAUCAUGUUCAGUGGAGUUAAGCACUGUGGUAAUGGAACUUCCCACCCUUACUCAAUCUCCAUUCAUAUGUCCUGGCAGUAAUGAACAAAAAGUACAGUUUGCUGUU